AGGAAGAGUGGUGCAGUUGCCCAUAGCAACCAAUCAGAUCGCUGCUUUCAUUUUCCACAGGCUGCAGCACCCCAGACAUCCGGUGCACGGAGCAAACUUCACUCCGUGCCGGAUGACUGGCGAUGUGUGAGCGGAGGCUCGUGACAUCAUGACCAUGCUCCCUCAAUACAAGUCUAUGGGAGGGGGAGUGGGUGUAUGCAAGGCUUAUAUCUCAUUACUGGAGAGGAAUGUGGAGAUAUAAAUGAUCCGGUAAUGUUACAGGAAUUUAGCACUAUUUUUUUUCUACGCUAAACUCCCGUCCUUCUGGCCGGAUUGCCGAAUAGCGGAGUCCAACGGCAAUGUGAACGAGGCCUUAAUGGUUAAUCUGACAUGGUAUGACUCUCCUCCCAGUAAUACUCUUAAGCCUUUUGGGCUUGGUUUCAUCCCAAGCCCAUUAUCCAGACAUUUGCAUUGCUAAACCCAAAGACAUACCUCUGAACCCCAUGUGCAUCUAUCGGAAAGAAGUGGUAGAAGUGGAAGAACAACAGGCAAAGGAGGCUACUCCUGAGAAGAUCCCCGAGAAGAUCCCAGAGAACACCAAUCCUAGGGUCUGGGAACUCUCCAAGGCAAAUUCUAGGUUUGCUAUGGACAUCUUCAAAAUUGUAGCCGACUCCAAGACAAAUGCAGACAACGUCUUUAUGUCACCACUCAGCAUCUCCCAGGCAUUCACCAUGGCGAAGCUUGGGGCUUGUGAUAACACUUUGAAACAGCUUAUGGAGGUUUUCCACUUUGACCAAGUUUCUGAAAAGGCCUCCGAUCAAAUCCAUUUCUUCUUUGCCAAACUGAACUGUCGACUAUACCGAAAAGCUAACAAAUCAUCAGAACUGGUGUCAACCAACCGUCUCUUUGGAGAAAAGUCUUUGACCUUCAAUCAGACGUAUCAAGAUAUCAGUGAAGCUGUUUAUGGAGCUAAACUAUGGCCUCUGAACUUCAAGGAGAAACCUGAACUGUCUCGUGUAAUGAUUAAUGAUUGGGUGGCUAAUAAAACAGAGAAAAAAAUCACUGAGGUGAUCCCAGAAGGUUCCAUUACAGAAGAUACCAUCCUGGUUCUGGUGAACGUCAUAUACUUCAAGGGCUUAUGGAAGUCAAAGUUUGAUGCUAUGAAUACAGCACAGGCAGACUUUCAUGUUCCUGGCAGAAAUGAGCCAUGUGACGUCCCAACUAUGUAUCAGGAGGGCAAGUUCCGCUACGGCUCCUAUAAGGAUGAUGGGGUCCAGGUCCUUGAAAUGCUUUACAAAGGUGACGACAUCUCAAUGGUGUUGGUUCUGCCAUCAGAAGGAACGCCGCUUGAAACAGUGGAGCAGACGCUGUCUCUGGAGAAGUUCUCCGACUGGGUGAACAAAGUUCAAGAAGUCCAGCUAUCCUUGCAUCUCCCUCGCUUCAAGAUCGAAGACAAUUUCAGCGUCAAAGAGAAGUUACAGAAGUUAGGUCUGGUGGACCUGUUUGACCCACAUACUGCACGGCUGCCAGGGAUUGUUUCUGGAGGAAGAGCAGACUUGUUUGUGUCAGAUGCAUUUCACAAAGCAUUUUUAGAGGUCAACGAAGAGGGCAGUGAGGCCGCCGCAAGUUCUGCUGUUGUGCUGGCUGGUCGCUCGUUCAGACCCAACAGGAUCACAUUUAGAGCCAACAAACCCUUCCUGGUCUUCAUCCGAGAAGUAGCUCUCAAUGCUGUAGUAUUCAUGGGCCGAGUUUCCAAUCCUGGAUGCAUCUAACAUUGUAGAAGGACCAAAUUUCAAACCAUGAUUCUGCCUUCUAGCUUUCUUAAAGGCACGCUAUCCUUUGUUUUCACUUGUUUACCUAAUGGAAAUAUUAAUAUUUGACCCUAUAGU
Messenger RNA from Hyla sarda, 1868 nucleotides. It is a transcript of the gene SERPINC1, whose product is annotated as serpin family C member 1. The transcript is spliced from 7 exons. The record is from RefSeq and is a predicted model, not a curated record. Lineage: Eukaryota; Metazoa; Chordata; Amphibia; Anura; Hylidae. Bases 375 to 1751 code for a protein of 458 amino acids. Gene Ontology annotation, molecular function: serine-type endopeptidase inhibitor activity.